Synchytrium microbalum is the source of this 1053-nucleotide messenger RNA. RefSeq lists its product as uncharacterized. Gene Ontology annotation, biological process: magnesium ion transport. The transcript has 5 exons. The coding region runs from base 1 to 1053 and encodes 350 amino acids. The record is from RefSeq and is a predicted model, not a curated record. Gene Ontology annotation, cellular component: membrane. Gene Ontology annotation, molecular function: magnesium ion transmembrane transporter activity. NCBI's taxonomy places the organism in Eukaryota, Fungi, Chytridiomycota, Chytridiomycetes, Synchytriales, Synchytriaceae.
AUGACGGUAGAUGAAAAGUAUAUAGGGCUCGCCCUGGCACUAGCGUCAAGUGUCUUUAUAGGCGUGAGCUUUGUCUUAAUGAAAAUGGGCCUCAUGGACGGCCAGAAACAACAUGGAAUCCAGACUGGUGAACACUACAGUUAUCUGCAGAAUGUAAAGUGGUGGAUUGGAAUGGGAAUAAUGAUUGCCGGUGAAGCCGCCAAUUUCGCUGCUUAUUCAUAUGCUCCUGCUAUUCUAGUGACUCCGCUAGGUGCCGGAAGUGUUCUAGUUAGUGCCGUACUGGCUUCCAUACUGCUGAAGGAACGUCUGGGCAGCGAAGGAAAGAUUGGCUGUGCUCUGUGUAUGAUUGGAGCUAUCGUUAUUAUAUUACAUGCUCCUGGUGAAAAAGAUAUCGAAUCCGUAGACGAAAUACUGGAUUUGGCCGUGCAGCCGGCAUUCAUGAUGUACAUGCUGCUAGUCAUUGGUGUGGCCCUAUACCUUAUCUACAAAGUCGCACCAAUACAUGGCAAAUCAAACAUGCUCGUGUACAUUGCUAUAUGCUCACUGGUGGGCUCGAUAUCCGUCAUGGCUUGCAAAGGCUUUGGAAUUGCUCUGAAACUCACAUUCGCCGGCAACAAUCAGUUAUCACGGCCGUCUACGUAUUUGUUUGGAAUGGCUGUUGUCGUCUGUGCUGUGACGCAGAUGAAUUACUUUAACAAGGCGCUGGAUUUGUUUUCGACCAAUAGAGUCAUGCCAAUAUAUUAUGUGUUCUUUACUACUGCUACAAUCUUGGCGUCUGUAUCUCUGUUCCAGGGAUUUAAUGAAACGGACUCUGUCAAGGUCUUGUCCGUGUUUUGUGGAUUCUUUACUAUAUUUAUUGGAGUGUUUAUGCUGAAUUCCAAGCGAGAAAACACCUCGCACGAUCUAUCAAAACCAUCGUUAAGGGCCUCGAUGGUUUCGCGGAAUGGCGGUGCCAACGGUCAUGUUGAUGAUAGAGUGGCUUUAGUGUCUGAGAGCCAUUUACUGAAGACUUUUGAUGACGAGAGUGGAGAAGAAGAACUAUAUAAUGUGUGA